AAAUCGCGAUAAAUCAUGUGAAAUAUUAAAACACUGAGACGCAUAGAUUCGCAGUUUUCGUUUCGAAUAAGAGUAUAAUAAUUAUAUGCGCAAGUUAGGUGAUUCAUUGAAAACUUCUCAAAAGCGGGCAAUGGAAGCACUCUCCUAAGUCAAGCACUUCAUUAGCUGCAAGACUACUACAUAGCCCUUGGCGUUUCCAUAAUCUGUUGGCAUGUAGACGAUUGCAUGAGGUUUUCUUCUGUGUAAUAGUUAGCGAAUCGAAGGAUGUAUAACAUCAGACAGGGUCAUAGGAAUCGUCUUAAAACAGAAAUCAUCAUAGAAUUCAUCGUGUGAUUGGUUGACUGUCGAAUGUCAUCAUCCCUUUCUUACCUUAAUCUUGGUCAAAUCACCAGUCAAUCAGAGUAUUAAUUUGUCGCCAACGUUAGCUGAAUCGCCUACUAAUCAGAACAAUCCAUUUCCGCUGCCCUUGGCGGAUUUUAUUGUGUUGACAAAAGAUAUAUAAAUAUGACUAGUGAUUCCCUAGUAAAAUUGUAUCCUAACAGUCACACAGGUCAUUCUUUUGUUCUCCUAUUUACUUGGCUCAGUGAACCGCAAGGUAGCACGGGUGAAUACAUGUACUUAUCAGAUUAGCUGAGUUGCUCAUUGCGUUGGUAGUACCGUACCCACGUGUAUGAGUCCACUUGGUCAAACCAGGUGUCAACGCUAUCAUAUCAAUUGGCGACAAGUUCAUUUCAACUGGCAACAUAAAUCAUACAUAACACAGUGGAAUCCAAAGCAACUCUGAUAAUAAGUUAACAGGAUCACCCCAACAUUAUUCAUACAAAAUCAUUUAAUUCAUGAAUGUUUAUUCUUAAUUUCAUGUUCUUUUUUAUCAAUCAUAUAUCCGAUAUAGACAUUCCCUGAUUUCUCUUCAUUUCAGUGGGCUUGUUGAGGCGAUAGUGUUGGUUCUCUUCUUCACAUUAGAUACGACGGGAACAAAAUUUCCAUUAGAUUUAUUCUUUCUGAUGUUACAUACGAUAUUAGCAUCUGUACUCACAGGAAUACCGUACAUUGGGAAAACGCUUACAUGGGGACUUAUAGUGACGGGAUCAGCUGUGGUGUUGUACAUCUUACUAAUCACAAUCGGCGCAACACUACCAAUUGAUCUGUACCCUUAUUACACUGCAUUUGCCAUAAACCAUUUUACUGUCAUGCUUUUAACUUUAGCUGUUUCAAUUGGUGUCCACUAUGGGACAGGACUUGAUAAAUUGGCACUGGCAAUUGUCAGCAUCGGAUUCACUGCAUUAGUAAUCCUUUGUGUUUUACUUUGGGGUCAAGCAGCAUUGGGUAGACCACAGUUCAGAAUAGUUAAUGACAAUUACUACUUGGCUGCAUUCUGUGUGCAUCUGACGCUCAUCCUUCUGCUGUCAGCCAUCAAUAUUGGAAUACCAUAUUUGAUAUUGGACAAAGUA
This is a messenger RNA of Trichobilharzia szidati, 1451 nucleotides long. The record is from the annotation of a GenBank genome assembly. Lineage: Eukaryota; Metazoa; Platyhelminthes; Trematoda; Strigeidida; Schistosomatidae.